AUGUAUCCUUCCAUCCGCACCUCCUGCAAGGCUUCAAGAGCUCCUCGCCCUCAGUACCCCCUCAAGCCCAUUGACGCUAACACCAUCAUGCCAUGCUCCGUUACCCUCCUCGACCUGACCCUCUCUCGCGCCCUCCCCUCCUCUCCCUCCCGCCCCUCCCUCAAGCUCUCCCCCGCACAGCAGGCCUUCCUCGACGCCUCCCAGUCUUCCCGACGCAGGAGCGCGACCGAGCUCCCGCCAGGAGCUGUCAGAGUCAAGUCGGAGGGCGAGGAUGUGAUAGCGGCAGUGCUGGCGGCGAGGGGGCGAGGAGCGAGGCUGCUGGAGGCCCGGAAAGCAGGAAGGAUACUAGUGCGAGGAGGGCUGAGGCGGACGACGGAGGACGGAGACGUGUAG
Molecule: messenger RNA, 393 nt
Organism: Guillardia theta CCMP2712
Lineage: Eukaryota; Cryptophyceae; Pyrenomonadales; Geminigeraceae
Exons: 1
Coding region: 1-393 (130 amino acids)
Source: RefSeq, a predicted model, not a curated record